GCCUGUUUUCUCACACUGGAUCCAAACACAGCACACACUCAACUCAGACUGUCUGAAGAGAACAGAAAGGUGACACGUGUGAGAGAGAAACAGUCGUAUCCUGAUCAUCCAGACAGAUUUGAUGAGUGUCGUCAGGUGUUGUGUAGAGAGAGUGUGUGUGGACGCUGUUACUGGGAGAUUGAGUGGAGGGGAUAUGAUGUGUAUAUAUCAGUGUCAUAUAAGAGCAUCAGCAGGAAGGGACGGGAUAAUGAGUGUCGGUUUGGACGUAAUGAUCAGUCCUGGAGUUUGAUCUGCACUCCCUCCAGUUACUCAUUCAGACACAACAAGAUAGAGACUCUUCUCCCUGUAAAGUCCAUCAGCAGGAGAGUAGGAGUGUUUGUGGAUCACAGUGCAGGAACUCUGUCCUUCUACAGUGUCUCCAAAAACACAAUGAUCCACACAGUCCAGACCACAUUCACUCAGCUGCUCUAUCCUGGGGUUUAUGUUAAUAAUGAAUCAUCAGUGAAACUGUGUUGAUGAAUCAGAGAAUGACGAAAGAUUCUACCCAUAAUGCUUUGAGCUGCAUUAUAAAUCAGUAACAGUGAGAUGUUAUAGUCUCUUCAUGACAUUAAUACUGCAGCUCAAAUUCUGUCACUGAAAUAACAGUCAGAAUAAAUGUGUCAGAAAUCCUCAUAUAGACAGUAAGAUCUGUGUGUGUGUGAGACUGUGUGUGUGAGAGCGAGUGUGUGUGUGUGAGUGUUUACUACAUUUAUUGUAGUGUCACAUCAAUCAUUUGUAUUAUUACUAUCAAAAUGUUCUUUCAAUUGAAAAGUUCUUCAUGAAUCAUAUUUGUGAAAAGUACGUCAUUCAUUUUUCUCUAUUGUUUUUGUGCAUAAAUAAUAAAACCCGAUGAGAAAUGAACUUGAGAUCAGAUCUGAAUUGAUGUUUGUAUCAUGAAUAUAAUUGAUUCCUCACAAGACUGACAUGAGCUUCAGGAGAGUUUCU
Sinocyclocheilus anshuiensis is the source of this 984-nucleotide messenger RNA. Its product is annotated as stonustoxin subunit beta-like. The annotation marks the transcript as partial. NCBI's taxonomy places the organism in Eukaryota, Metazoa, Chordata, Actinopteri, Cypriniformes, Cyprinidae. The transcript has a single exon. Gene Ontology annotation, molecular function: protein binding. The record is from RefSeq and is a predicted model, not a curated record.